Colletotrichum godetiae is the source of this 504-nucleotide messenger RNA. RefSeq lists its product as uncharacterized. The transcript is spliced from 3 exons. The record is from RefSeq and is a predicted model, not a curated record. NCBI's taxonomy places the organism in Eukaryota, Fungi, Ascomycota, Sordariomycetes, Glomerellales, Glomerellaceae. The coding region runs from base 1 to 504 and encodes 167 amino acids.
AUGGCCACACAUCUAGUUUUCUUAAGAUGGCAUGCACCUACUUGUGAAAUUUUCACGAACGCCUCCCAGGAGCCAGAAAUAGUAUACCUCAAUACAGCUCACAGCCCCCAGAUAAAAACACUUAGUUUCAAUCGGCCACUCAUGGGUCGGCACACCUACCUGCCUAUAAAUGAGCCACCACAAGAAGAUAGUGUAGCAUCCGCAUCGCCGCUAGCCUUUUUCAUCUCCAACACUGUUGAAGUUCGUGCAGCCCUACAGAGUGACGGUCAGAGCUAUGAAAAUAGUAUACGCCGAUUCAUAGCCGCAGCCGUUUUCUUCUUCUUCGGCGAGACACAUAAAUUAUGGAGGCAGCUGAACACUUUACGGAGGCGGUUAAUCAACAAAGGUAAUCUGAGCUUCUCCAGUCCGUUGUUAAGAGAAAAUCAAGAAAAAGAUAUCAUUAUUGAAGUUACGAAACCCUUAAGCCGCAUUCAGUAUUUGUCUCGACGCCUGGUCACGCUCUAA